This is a messenger RNA of Nycticebus coucang (slow loris), 1734 nucleotides long. It is a transcript of the gene ZGPAT, whose product is annotated as zinc finger CCCH-type and G-patch domain containing. Lineage: Eukaryota; Metazoa; Chordata; Mammalia; Primates; Lorisidae. Gene Ontology annotation, molecular function: DNA-binding transcription factor activity, RNA polymerase II-specific; RNA polymerase II cis-regulatory region sequence-specific DNA binding; metal ion binding. Gene Ontology annotation, cellular component: nucleus. The coding region runs from base 172 to 1728 and encodes 518 amino acids. The transcript has 7 exons. The record is from RefSeq and is a predicted model, not a curated record. Gene Ontology annotation, biological process: regulation of transcription by RNA polymerase II; negative regulation of DNA-templated transcription.
AAGGGGGCGCCGGGCCGCUCUAGCCGGUGAGGCCGGCGGGUUCUCUAUGGCGGCAGCUGGGUGGCCGCGCGGAGUCGGAACCCGUCGCGGGCAAGGCGGGCCGCGCUUUUCUCCCAGGACCCAGGGACCCGCGAACCCACGUCCCAGGGCAACCAGCGUCCUUUUCACAGAAUGGACGAGGAGAACCUGGAGACUGCACUGCAGACCUACUAUGCACAGCUGCAGCAGGUGGAGCUGGCCCUGGGCGCUGGCCUGGACCCAUCCGAGCAGGCGGACCUACGCCAGCUGCAGGGGGACCUGAAAGAGCUGAUCGAGCUCACUGAGGCAAGCCUGGUGUCUAUCCGGAAGAGCAAGCUGCUGGCCGCCCUGGAUGGACAGCACCCGGCCCGGGACGAUGCCGACUACCUGCCUUUCCAGAAGGCCGUUGCUGAGGUGGUGGAGGGGUCAGCAGUCCCUGGGGGAGAACUGGAGACUGUUCCUAAAACGGAGGCAGGGCCAGAGCCCUCCACAGGUGGGCAGGAGGAGGAAGAGGCAGAAGAUAGCAACGACGACGACAAUGACAAUGAGGAAGGGUUGAGCGGGACGAAGGUGAACGCGCCCUACUACAGCUCGUGGGGCACCCUGGAGUACCACAGCGCCAUGGUCGUGGGGGCCGAGGAGGCGGCCGACGGCUCUGCUGGGGUGCGGGUGCUGUACCUCUAUCCCACGCACAAGUCCCUGAAGCCCUGCCCGUUUUUCCUGGAGGGGAAAUGCCGCUUCAAGGAGCACUGCAGGUUCUCCCAUGGGCAAGUGGUCUCUCUGGAUGAACUGCGCCCUUUCCAGGACCCAGACCUGAGCUCCUUAAAGGCUGGCUCUGCAUGUCUGGCCAAGCACCAGGAUGGCCUCUGGCACUCAGCCCGGAUUACCGAUGUGGACAGUGGCUACUACACAGUCAAGUUCGACUCACUGCUGCUGAAGGAGGCAGUGGUGGAGGGUGACAGCAUCCUGCCUCCGUUACGCACGGAGGCUGCAGAGUCCUCUGACUCAGAUGGCGGCGGCACAGAUGACUCCAGCUAUGCUCGAGUGGUGGAGUCAGGCAAUGCAGAUGCUGGGACCUGCAGCUCCGCCUUUGCCGGCUGGGAGGUACACACGCGGGGCAUCGGCUCCAGACUCCUCGCCAAGAUGGGUUAUGAGUUUGGCAAGGGUCUGGGCCGGCACGCGGAAGGCCGGGUGGAGCCCAUCCAUGCUGUAGUGCUGCCUCGAGGGAAGUCACUGGACCAGUGUGCAAAGGCUCUGCAGAAGCGGCCCAUAGGCAGCAAGGCUGGUGCCAGCAGGCCCCCCAAAUGCCGGGGGAGGAGGGGCCAGCCUGGGGACCGCCCUCCACCUCGGACCGUGUUUGACUUCCUGAACGAAAAGCUGCAGGGCCAGACUUCUGGGGCCCAGGAGGCUGGAGAGGCCCCCCCAGGGAGGAAGAGCAAGGACAUAUAUCAUGCCAGCAAGAGUGCCAAGCGGGCCCUGAGCCUGCAGCUUUUCCAGACUGAGGAGAAGAUUGAGCGGACCCAGCGGGACAUCCGGGGUAUCCAGGAGGCCCUCGCUCGCAAUGCUGGCCGGCACAGUGUAGCAGCAGCCCAGCUGGAGGAGAAGCUAGCCGGAGCCCAGCGGCAGCUGGGGCAGUUGCGGGCCCAGGAGGCAGGCCUACAGCGGGAGCAGAGGAAGGCAGACACACACAAGAAGAUGACUGAGUUCUAGAGACCC